AUGGGGUGCGACAAAUAUAAGCAUAGUUCAUAUAUUUGUUUCGCUAUACAUUUUCUUGGUUCAAAUUUACAAUAUCACCAUUAUAGUAUAAAAACACAGUCAUUUGAUGAAUCACUUACAGGUGAAGCUAUAAAAGAUCCUUUUCUAGUUGUUUUACAUGAAUUUGGUUUAAAUUCGAAUAAUAUAAUUGUGGUCUGUGAUCAAGGCUCGAACAUGCGUAAAGCAUGGAAAUUAUUGAAGGUGAUUCAUACAUUUUGUAUUGGCUAUGGUAUUCAUAAUUGGUUGAUGACAGAUUGUUUUCCUGAAAUGAACUUCGUACCAGAUUUAUUAGAUAAAGUUCAAAUGAUCAUUAAUACACUUUGUUAUCAUCAACAUGAACUUGAAUGUGAAUUUCUUCGAUCAAAUGAAAUGAUAAACAAUGAUUUAUUAUCAACAAUAAAUAAAGCUGGCGAAAUUUUAGAUGCUGAUGUAGCCUCACCAUAUAUUGAUUUUGAAGAUUUUGAAGCAUUGAACGAGAAUAUGAUAAAUAAUGAUUUAGAAGAAUCGUGA
Messenger RNA from Rotaria sp. Silwood1, 549 nucleotides. The record is from the annotation of a GenBank genome assembly. NCBI's taxonomy places the organism in Eukaryota, Metazoa, Rotifera, Eurotatoria, Philodinida, Philodinidae.